UAGUACUUUCCGUUCUCAAGUAAGUGCGAGUAAGUAAUUACCGGUAGUUGCUAUGCAUUGCGGGUAGCUAUGGUGGCGGUAUGAUCCCACCAUCAGCAGGACAUGAACUAAACUGGCGAAGCGUUUCACUAGCUGGAGCUAGAGCUCUGUGUUUACAUAAAAGAAGUACAGACUCAGUUCACUCCUGCUAGCAAGAGUAUAAAUGGAGGGUUAUAUACUCUUGCUUCUAGCCUUCUGAUUAUGAACUUCAAGCUCAGCUCCGUUUUCACCGAUGCCUUCGUGCCAGCUAACGUGCUUAUUAUUUUCAACAACUGCAAUUACUCCGUCUUCGCAAGUAAGUAUUAGUUCUAGUUCUAAGAAGUGCUCAUUAUCAACGCCACACUGGGUCGCAAACCACUACCGGUACAUACCAGGUGUGUUGGCUCGGUAGGUUACUCUGCCAGGCUCGACGCCAUUCACCGAAAAUAUCGGAGCCGAGUUGGGAAGGAGUGUAAUUGCAACAGAGCAAGCCGGCAUAAAUCAACGGCCCGCCGGCCUUGAAGAAUGGAUACACACUACGCGUGUGGCGUGUCGAACCGCUUUGCUCUCCCAGAGGACGAUGGGAUUUCUACUACGGACAUGUCUACCGACCCGGAUGUAAUCGUGACAGCACUCCAGAAGAAGGCGAAGGAGAAAGCUAAGGAGCUCAAACGGACCAGACGAAAGGAGAAAGCUGAGGCCGCGUUGGCCAAGACCGCUGAGAAAGUACAAACAAGUGACGGCGUGGAUUGGGGCAGUCCCGUCAAGACCAAUACUUCUGCCAGCUCAUCUGCCCAGCUACCUGCACGCACUACUGCAAAAUCAAACGGUGGGUCUACGGAUUCACGUUCGCCGUCCAAGGGGACAUCAUUCCACAGUGAUGGCUCAAGACAUGAGAGAAGUUACCAGAAGCGUGAUUACAAUGAUCAGAAAAGAUCAACUGACAGUGACUUGGGAAGGUCAUCGUCAACCUCCGGUGGCACGGAUACUUUUGGCGAUAUAUCCCUGAACCACCGGGGCAGAGGGCGUGGUGAAGGAAGAGGUCGUGGUAGAGCCAAUCAUCGCGGCUCGGGCAGCAGAGGCCGAAAUUCCUUUGAAGAUAAUCAGAACACCAGCUCUUUCGGGGGUGCUUCAGGUGGCUCUUUCGGUGCUUCAGGUGGCUCUUUCGGUGCUUCAGGUGGCUCUUUCGGUGCUUCUGGUGGUUCCUUCGGAGAUCGCGGUUCUGGAGGUGCUGGUUCCUUCGGAGAUGCUGGUUCUUUCGGAGAUGCUGGUUCUUUCGGAGAUGCUGGUUCUUUCGGAGAUGCUGGUUCUUUCGGAGAUGCUGGUUCUACCAAACCUGGCCAAUAUUCAUCGCCAUCAUCCCAUAGGGAUGGCUCAAGAAACGAGAGAAGCUACCAGAAGCGUGAUUACCAUCAGAAAAGAUCAACUGACAGUGACUUUGGAAAGUCAUCCUCAACCUCCGGUGGCACGGAUACAUGUACCUUUGGUGCACAAUCCUCUUCAGUUGGCGACCAAUCAUCUGGUGAUAUGUCCCAGAACCACCGGGGUAGAGGGCGUGGUCAAGGAAGAGGUCGUGGUAGAGCCGAUCAUCGCGGCUCAGGCCGCAGCAGAGGCCGAAGUUCCUUUGAAGAUAAUCAGAACACCAGCUCUUUCGGGGGUGCUUCAGGUGGCUCUUUUGGUGAUUCUGGUGGCUCUUUCGGUGCUUCAGGUGGCUCUUUCGGAGAUGGCAGUUCUGGAGGUGCUGGUUCUUUCGGAGAUGCUGGUUCUACCAAACCUGGCCAAUAUUCACGGCCCUCUGGCGGAGGGUUUGGAGGUACUAGCACCAGUAGGACAUCAACAUUUGGAGAUACUUCAGAUCAAGAUUUCAACAAUGAUGCAAGGACCGGAACAUUCGGUCGGCAGUCUUCCUUAAAGACUGACUUUGACAGGACACCAAGGACGGCAAAGGGAGUCGAAGGGAGCACCAGCCCGCGUGCCGGGCAAUCUGUAUCGUGGGCAGACGAGUCUGAAGCAGCUGCUGAAGCUGCUUCGUCUGGCUCCGGCGGCAAGUCCUCUGUACGUGAAACAGACACCAUGACACUGGGCGAGUACAAGGCACUCGCUGACAAAAGCCGCUACCAAGGAAAGCUAUGCUUGCGGCAGGCCGGGGAGAGCGAGGAUCCAGACCGCUGGAAAGGCACUCGGCAGCUCAAGAAACAAGAUGAGGCUAGCCAGCCAGCCACUCCAGGUCGAGCACCGGUUGAAACCAUUUCAAACACUGCACCAUCAAAGAAGAAGCAUCUGGACAUCAAUGUGACAUUCACUGGAGAUGAUUCUCGCUGGGGUGACCAUGGCCGAGGUGGUCGAGGUGGUCGAGGUGGACGUGGUGGACGUGGUGGUCGAGGUGGUCGAGGCCCACGUGGUGGACUUUGGGGUCAUGGCAGUCGAAGUGGCAACGGCGGGAAUCCUGCAGACCAGCAGACUACCACAGAAGACCAGCAGUCUACCACAGAAGACCAGCGGACUCAGAGUGGUGCUAGCCAUGAUUAUGAUGUGGAUGGUUUAAACGACUCUGAGCAGCGUGAGGCUAACGUCACAGACCAGCAUCAAGCAAUGUUUGGUGAUUACGAUUUCCCGAGCCUGUAAUCGUUGGAAAUUCACCAAAGUGUCCGUGCCUUCAAGCUUCUAGCAGUACGGGCGGUCUCCAUGACCCAGUAAUGGAUAUGUCGGCAUACUGUGUCGUAUGACUCAGUAAUGGAUGAGUCAGCCUAUUGUGUCGCGAAUUGAUAUGAUGCUAGAGCUCUGCAAGCCCAUUACAGCAGCAUUUUUCUUCCUCUUACAACCAAGUUUUCCAUCGAGCAUGAACUUGAAAUUGGUCAUCUGUGACUUGAACGCAAGUGAACUGUGUCUUUCGGGCAAUGUUUGACUUUCCCUCCUGCUGGAUGUCAACCCGAAUCGGAUCCCAGUUGCCACGGCUACAGCCACUAGCACUGUUGCUGAGCUGUAGCAUAACUAUAAUCCCAGUAUUGUGCUUUCAUUGGACUGAUCCGCUGAUUUGAUUUGUGUCAUUAUCCGGGACCUGCUGCAAUUUCCCCCAAACUUCAAAUUAUUAUUAUUAACUUCAAACUACAUGUACUAAAAUAUUCACUGGUUUGAGGGAAAGACGCAAACGGGAAAAGUUUGAAGAAAAAUUGAC
Messenger RNA from Sycon ciliatum, 3193 nucleotides. Its product is annotated as hornerin-like. The transcript is spliced from 4 exons. NCBI's taxonomy places the organism in Eukaryota, Metazoa, Porifera, Calcarea, Leucosolenida, Sycettidae. Bases 544 to 2643 code for a protein of 699 amino acids. The record is from RefSeq and is a predicted model, not a curated record.